AAGCCGUUGAAAGAAAGAGAACCAAAAAUGAAGUUUUCAUGAUACAAAUUACAAAGCCAAGGAGGAGGACUAGGGAGGCUUCGUUGAUCGAAAAUGAUAGCGUGGUUGAAGCAGCUAAAAAUUUCAUUCGGUGCUUCGUUUUUGUGGCUUAUCUGUUUGAUUUAUUUCACACAGGGUUUUAGAUCCUUCGUAUGGAAUGCAGUUUCCUACCUGCUCAAAGACAAGCUUAAGUUGUCCCCAUCAGCUUCCCAGUUUAUAGUUUCAAUAGCGUUUUUUCCUUGGAGCAUCAAGCCAUUGUAUGGGAUUUUGUCCGACUGUAUCCCAAUAAAAGGAAGAAAAAGGAUCCCAUACUUAGUAAUUGCAACUGUUCUCUCGCUUGUACCAUGGCUUAUUCUUGGUUUAAAUGCAUCCUUAAUGAGUUCCACCUGGCCCCUGAUGAUUUUCUUGACAGCCCAAAACUUGGGUUCUGCCAUGGCAGAUGUUGUUGUUGAUGCAAUGAUUGCAGAGGCAGUAAGAUUCGAGCGGGCCUCAUUUGCUGGAGACCUCCAAUCUAUAUCUUGGUUGGCUAUGGCUUUUGGCGGAAUAUGUGGGAAUCUGUUAGGAGGAUAUGCAUUGACCCACAUGCAGAUAGAUGCAAUUUUUCUUCUGUUCACAGUGCUUCCAACAAUACAGUUAUUUUCAUGUUGUUUGGUUGCGGAGAAUUCUGUCGAAAGUAAGGUUUUGCCAGAGAUUUCUAAUUCAAGCAGCAUCCAUAUGGUGAAUGGGAGUAGUCAUUUGGAUGAAGAUAAUGUCUUAGCGAAGAAGUCGGGUAUCAGUACUUCAAGGAGAAAGAAGGGCCAAAAGAACAGCAAGAAGAGGCUAGCCGUCAGUAGUAAAUCCCAGGUUCCAGUAAAGACUGAGCUCUUGUCAGUACAUUGGUUUCACUCUAUAAAAGCAGCCACCUACAGCCUGAUACGUGCAUUCAGGCAGCCAAUCAUUUUGAGACCAAUGGCUUGGUUUUUCAUAGCACAUGUCACUGUUCCAAACCUCUCGAGUGUCAUGUUCUAUUACCAGACAGAGUACUUGAACUUGGAUGCAUCUUUUCUGGGAACAGCACGUGUUGUUGGAUGGGUCGGCCUCAUGCUUGGAACCUUUACAUACAAUCGGUUCUUAAAAACCAUGAAGUUACGAACAAUACUAAUGUGGGCUCAUAUUGGUUUGUCUUGCUUGACUUUCCUCGACAUAGUUCUAGUUUCUCGAAUGAACGUUGCCUUUGGGAUAUCGGAUAGCACGAUGGUGCUAUGUGGUUCUGCGCUCAUUGAUGCUAUCAAUCAAUUCAAGUUCAUGCCAUUCCUGAUCUUAUCCGGACAGUUAUGUCCACCGGGAAUCGAAGGAACUCUCUUCGCACUUUUUAUGUCGAUAAACAACUUUGGAUCUACAUUGGGGUCAUUCGUUGGUGCUGGGUUGGCAUCAAUUCUGAAUCUUUCUUCAGGAUCUUUUGACAAUCUCCUUUUCGGCAUCGCCAUUCAAAUCCUCUGCACUUUCUUUCCAAUUGCUUUUCUGUUUCUGAUACCGAAAGAUGCGACGGGGAUAUCAGCAUAGUUAGCAACUGAUUUCUUACAAUACAAAGCAAGAUAGCUCAGAAAUUACUACAACUAUGAACAGCUGGUUUUUUCUUCUUCAGCUGUUAAGAUUUGGAGAUGUAGACAAUACAAACACAAAGUACUAGCUAGCUGCACAGAAAUUAAAAAAAAGAAAUCCCUUCAGAAGAGAUUGACUCUGGUGAUAUUCCCAUGUUUUAUGGGUUGGUAGCAUACUUUUGAUGAAUUAUAAAGACUUCAGUGGCAAUCCUUUAUGUUGCUGAUAUAUUUUUGCUUAAACAGUGACAAACUACUCUGACGUAGUUACUCUAUCCUCCUAUUACAGGUGCUUUUGUUGUGUAAUGACUUGAGAUUCAUUGUAUUGAUUGUCAUAAUAUGAUUCUGGGAGGUGUA
This is a messenger RNA of Tripterygium wilfordii, 1973 nucleotides long. Its product is annotated as probable folate-biopterin transporter 4. Lineage: Eukaryota; Viridiplantae; Streptophyta; Magnoliopsida; Celastrales; Celastraceae. Gene Ontology annotation, cellular component: membrane. The transcript has 7 exons. The coding region runs from base 94 to 1581 and encodes 495 amino acids. The record is from RefSeq and is a predicted model, not a curated record.